Messenger RNA from Cynocephalus volans (Philippine flying lemur), 948 nucleotides. It is a transcript of the gene CACNG3, whose product is annotated as calcium voltage-gated channel auxiliary subunit gamma 3. Bases 1 to 948 code for a protein of 315 amino acids. Gene Ontology annotation, biological process: regulation of AMPA receptor activity; neurotransmitter receptor internalization; neurotransmitter receptor transport, postsynaptic endosome to lysosome. The transcript is spliced from 4 exons. NCBI's taxonomy places the organism in Eukaryota, Metazoa, Chordata, Mammalia, Dermoptera, Cynocephalidae. The record is from RefSeq and is a predicted model, not a curated record. Gene Ontology annotation, molecular function: voltage-gated calcium channel activity; channel regulator activity. Gene Ontology annotation, cellular component: postsynaptic density membrane; AMPA glutamate receptor complex.
AUGAGGAUGUGUGACAGAGGUAUCCAGAUGUUGAUCACCACUGUGGGAGCCUUCGCAGCUUUUAGUUUAAUGACCAUUGCAGUGGGCACGGACUACUGGUUAUAUUCCAGAGGUGUGUGCAGGACUAAAUCUACAAGUGAUAAUGAAACCAGCAGGAAGAAUGAAGAAGUAAUGACCCAUUCAGGGCUGUGGAGGACCUGCUGCCUAGAAGGGGCUUUCCGAGGCGUGUGCAAGAAAAUCGAUCACUUCCCUGAAGAUGCUGACUAUGAACAGGAUACAGCUGAGUAUCUCCUGCGGGCUGUGAGGGCCUCCAGUGUCUUCCCCAUCCUCAGCGUCACGCUGCUGUUCUUCGGCGGGCUCUGCGUGGCAGCCAGCGAGUUCCACCGCAGCAGACACAAUGUCAUUCUCAGCGCGGGCAUCUUUUUUGUCUCUGCCGGGUUAAGCAAUAUCAUCGGCAUCAUAGUUUAUAUAUCAGCUAAUGCUGGAGACCCCGGGCAACGUGACUCCAAAAAAAGUUAUUCCUAUGGCUGGUCCUUUUAUUUCGGAGCCUUCUCUUUCAUCAUUGCGGAAAUUGUGGGAGUGGUUGCUGUGCACAUCUAUAUAGAAAAACAUCAGCAGUUACGUGCCAAAUCCCAUUCGGAGUUCCUGAAGAAAUCCACCUUUGCCCGCCUUCCGCCCUAUAGGUAUAGAUUUCGGAGGCGGUCAAGUUCGCGCUCCACAGAGCCCAGAUCCCGAGACCUGUCCCCCAUCAGCAAAGGCUUCCACACCAUCCCUUCCACUGACAUCUCGAUGUUCACCCUCUCCCGGGACCCCUCAAAGAUCACCAUGGGGACCCUCAUCAACUCCGACCGGGACCAUGCUUUUCUACAGUUCCACAAUUCCACGCCCAAAGAGUUCAAAGAGUCGCUGCAUAAUAAUCCGGCCAACAGGCGCACCACGCCGGUCUGA